Messenger RNA from Patiria miniata (bat star), 894 nucleotides. Its product is annotated as tigger transposable element-derived protein 6-like. Gene Ontology annotation, cellular component: nucleus. The transcript is spliced from 2 exons. The record is from RefSeq and is a predicted model, not a curated record. Bases 1 to 894 code for a protein of 297 amino acids. Gene Ontology annotation, molecular function: DNA binding. NCBI's taxonomy places the organism in Eukaryota, Metazoa, Echinodermata, Asteroidea, Valvatida, Asterinidae.
AUGGCUUUCAAGGGCGAACAGUGUCACGGCGGCAAGCAGAGCAAGGACCGGGUCACCGUCCUGCUUUGCGCUAACAUGGACGGGUCCGAGAAGCUGAAGCCGGUCGUCAUCGGGAAAUUUCAAAACCCACGUUGCUUCAAGAAUGUCAAGUACCUCCCGGUGAUGUACCGUGCGAACCGCAAGGCCUGGAUGGUUUUGGAGCUGUUCACCGAGUGGAUCUGUCGUCUUGACCGUUGGUUUGCUAGACGGCAACGCAAAGUUUUGAUGUUCGUCGACAACUGUGCGGCCCAUCCCCAUGUCCAGAACCUUGAAGCCGUCACCCUCGUGUUCCUCCCUCCCAACACCACGUCACACCUACAGCCCAUGGACCAGGGUGUCAUCAUGAACUUCAAGGUGAACUACCGCCGUCAGCUUCUGCAACAUCUGCUUCAGAGCUAUGAUUCCGGUGUCACCCCUAAAGCAGUCAACGUGAAGGAGGCCAUCGACAUGACCGACUUGGCAUGGCGAAAUGUCAAGGCGGAUUGUAUCGCCUGCUGUUUUGCCAAGGCGGGGUUCGUCACUGCAAGUCAAGAUCCCGAAGGUCAAGAUCAAGAUCCCGAAGACUGUACGGAAGAACCCACCGAAGAGCAGAUAGCGGAGAGCGUGACGGCCGAGAGAGCUGGUGCAGUUGAAGAAGAACCAAAAGACAAGGAGGAGGCGCCAACGGAGGAACAACGGCCAAGAAAUGUCACCGACUGCCUGAGCCUAAUGCACCAGGUUCGGGACUAUCUCUGCAGCCAGCCCGACAUGGACGACGAUGUCUACGAUCACGCCGCUGCAAUCCUGCAGUACCUCUCCAGUAGGCAGCAAGACAAGAUGUCACAGCGGAAGAUAACGGACUUCUUCAAGGUGUAA